This is a messenger RNA of Agrilus planipennis (emerald ash borer), 2199 nucleotides long. Its product is annotated as dnaJ homolog subfamily C member 2. Gene Ontology annotation, molecular function: ribosome binding; Hsp70 protein binding. The coding region runs from base 158 to 2026 and encodes 622 amino acids. Gene Ontology annotation, biological process: regulation of translational fidelity; 'de novo' cotranslational protein folding. Gene Ontology annotation, cellular component: cytosol. The record is from RefSeq and is a predicted model, not a curated record. The transcript has a single exon. NCBI's taxonomy places the organism in Eukaryota, Metazoa, Arthropoda, Insecta, Coleoptera, Buprestidae.
GCCAUGUGAAAAUUGAACAAAUUAGAUUGAAGGUUAUGUUUAAUAAAAAAAGUCGGUAAGGAAGUUCCGUCAUGUGGAAUAGGUACCUUAGUGAAAUUUUCAAAAUCUUGUAAAUACCAGUAUUAUACUUUUUAAAAAUAAAAUGCAUAAAUAAAAAAUGGGCUCAAAUAUACUAGAAAAUAUUUGCAAAACAGUUGCGAUACGUUACCGUUUUAUAGAAGUAGUUGGAGAAAAUGGAGAACCAGAAAUUCGUUUUAUACCCCAUGAAGUACAAAAAUGUGAAAUAUCAACAAACAGCUCUGACGAAGAGGAAGAAAUUGCAACUGAAGUUGAUGUUAAUUACUUACGUAGUUUAGAUCCCAAGGAAUGGAAAAAGCAGGACCAUUAUAGAGUAUUAGGUCUACAAAAAUUAAGGCAUAAAGCAACAGAUGAAAACAUCAAAGCUGCUUAUAGGAAAAUUGUAUUAAAACAUCACCCUGACAAGCGAAAAGCCCUAGGUGAAGAAAUAAGGCCUGAUGAUGAUUAUUAUACAUGUAUAACAAUGGCAUAUGAAACUUUAGGAAAUCCAAUAAAGAGAAGAGCUUAUGAUUCGGUUGAUCCUGAAUUUGAUAAUUCUAUACCAACAGUAAAUGAAUUAAAAACGGAUUUUUACAAAGUAGCAAAAUACUAUUUUGACUUAAAUUCAAGAUGGUCAGAAAAUCCAAAAGUUCCUUUAUUUGGAGAUGAAAAUUCUUCAAGGAUAAAUGUAGAUAAUUUCUAUACAUUUUGGUAUAGUUUUAAAUCGUGGAGAGAGUAUUCCUAUGAGGACGAAGAAGAUAAAGAAAAAUGUCAAGACAGAGAUGAAAGAAGGAUGUGUGAGAAGAUUAAUAAAGCUGAAAGACAAAGGAAAAAGAAAGAAGAGAUGUCAAGAAUUCGUAAUCUGGUUGAUAUAGUAUACAACAGUGAUCCUCGUAUUUUUAAAUUUAAACAAGAAGACAAAGAGCGAAAAUUAGCAGCUAAAAGGGCAAAACAAACUGCAGCUCAGGCAAAGAAGGAAGAAGAAGAAAGAGUACUGAAAGAAGCUCAGAAAGCAAAAGAAAAAGCUGAUGCUGAAGAGAAAGCUCGAACUGAAGCUAAAAGACAAGAACGUGAAGCACAAAAAAAGGCUCUUAAAAAAGAACGUAAGAUGCUUCGCGAUACUUGCAAAAACAACAACCAUUUUUCUGCAAACGACCAAGAAAAUCUAAUUCAUAUGCAAGGAGUUGAUAAAAUUUGUGAAACAUUUACUUUAGCAGAACUGGAACAUUUAAAUCAAACACUACAAGUCAAUGGUAAAGAAAGUUUUAUUGCAGCUCUUCAGAUCUGUGAAAAACGUAUAGAAGAAGAAAGAGAAAAAGUUCUGCAAGCAGCCUACCAGAAAGGUACAGAAGAAUCUAAAGCACUACAAAAUGGACUAAAUUUAAAAGCAGAAUGGACUCAAGAUCACAUUCAACUACUUAUCAAAGCUGUCAAUUUAUUUCCAGCAGGAACAAAUCAGAGAUGGGAAGUUGUGGCAAAUUUUAUAAACCAACAUGGAACAAUACCUGAUGGACAUUUAAAAUUCAAUGCAAAAGAUGUUCUAGCAAAAGCUAAAGAUUUACAAAAUACUGAUUUUUCAAAGAGUGACCUUAAAGAAGCAGCCAACAGACGUGCCUUUGACAAUUUUGAAAAAGAAAAGAAAUCUCAAAAAAUAGUUGAAAAUUCAGACAUUACUAAAAAAGUUGAGACACAUAUACCUAAGUCUAAAGGAGUAAAAACAAAACUUGAAAACAAUUCAAAUAUGGCAAGUAAAUCAGAAACAAAAUCUGAGAUACCUUGGACAGCAGCAGAACAACAGCUUUUAGAACAAGCAUUAAAAACCUAUCCUGCUUCAACACCAGAUAGAUGGGACAGAGUUGCCGAAUGUGUAUCAAAUCGUACUAAAAAAGAGUGCAUGAAACGAUUUAAAGAACUGGUUGAAAUUGUUAAAGCAAAGAAAGCUGCCCAAGCUGCUACAAACUCUAAAUAGCACGAAGUUUUAUUUAGUUUAACUAACAUUUAAAUGGAUGAUUUAAAUCACAUAAAAUAAUUGCAAUUUUUAGUUGUCAUAAUAUUUUUCAUAUUAAGAUAUAAAUGAUUGUUAUAUCCUCUGUGUUCAGUAACAAUUAGUAGACUGAAUAAAUGUCUGUUGAAUUUCCUGAA